AGAUCAAAGUCCAGCAGGCUGCCAACGGGCCCCGUGGUCCCUGGAGCCUAACCGCUAGGUAGACCGGCAGAGUGCCAGCAGAGCUCAAUGCUCGUGUUCUGACGGCCGGAUCCACGGCGGGCUGGGGUCCGCCCUUGAAGAUGGACGGGUGUGGAUAUUAGGAGAAACGCAAACCAGGGAGGGAAGACUGCGGGGGAGUGGGGCGUUACAGGGGGGUCUGGCAGGGUCUCUGGCUUUGCUCCCGUGGACACCGGCUGUGUGUGUGUGUGUGUGUGUGUGUGUGUGUGUGUGUGUGUGUGUGUGUGUGUGUGUGUGUGUGUGUGUGUGUGUGUGUGUGUGUGUGUGUGUGUGUGUGUGUGUGUGUGUGUGUGUGUGUGUGGUUUCGUUCCACUAUGGUGCUGGUCCACUGCAUGCCUUUCCAAUGUAUCUGCCGGAGGCCGGACUCGGACCCAGAGAACCAGGAGGCUCCGUCGGUGGACCAGGUGCGAGAGCUGCUCCUGCGGCAGGAAGAGGCGUCGCCGACGGCCAGCGGCGGCGGCAGCGGCAGCCAGCCCUCCUCCCCGGCCGACUGCUCCUCCUCGCCGACCUCGCUCACGUCGCAGGCCGACGACCCGGCGCCCCCCCGGCGCAGGGCGGCCCGCCCGCGGCCCCGGCCCAUCUCGGACUACGGCCAGCUGGUGUCCCGGCGCUACCCGGUCCCGGAGGAGGGCGCCGAGCUGUCUCCUAGCGACUGGUCCCGAGAGCGCCCGCAGCGGCACCACAGCACGGACGGCGCCGGGGGCUGUUGGUCCGAGGGCGGUGCCGAGGGCGGCCCCCCGAAGCAGAGGCCCGUGUCGGUGAUCGGGUCGGGGGAGGGGCGGUGCUCGCCGGACCAGAGGGACGCGGGCCUUCCGUCCCCCCUGCCUCGCCCGCCCCUCCCGUCCCAUGACGUGCCCCCCUACCGGGCUGCGUCGGCCCGCCUCCGGCCGUCCUCUGCCUUCUCCCAGAGCACGCCCAUCGGCCUGGACCGCCUGGGCCGGCGCCGGCUGCACAGGGUCCUGAGCGGCGGCGUGUCCGAGGGCCCUGCGUUGCUGGACGGCAGCAUCAGUGAGGAGGAGGGCAGCUUUGACGAGCUGAUGGAGGUCACGCCCUACCUGCAGCCCGGGGUGGAUCUCUCCCUACUCAACCAGUGGAUCAGCUCGGGCCAUGCGGUCUAUGCCGAGGCUCUGUGGGACCACGUCACCAUGGGGGAGCAGGAGCUGGCCUUCGAGGCAGGGAACGUGAUCCGCGUGCUGGACGCCUCCCAUGAGGACUGGUGGUGGGGCCGCAGGGCGGAGCAGGAGGCCUGGUUCCCCUCCACCUUCGUCAGGGUGCGUGUGAACCAGGAGGACUUUAGCUCUGAGAGCGUAGCGAACCAGGAGGGUCUGGCCCAGCUCCGAGACCCCCACAGCCUGCAGCACCUGGACCAGAUGAGGACCAACGUGGUCCAGGAGAUCAUGAACACGGAGCGCAUGUACAUCAAGCACCUCCGGGACAUCUGUGAGGGGUACAUCCGGCAGUGCCGUAAGCACCCCACCAUGUUCACGGAGCCCCAGCUGCUGACCAUCUUCAGCAACAUCGAGGACAUCUACCGCUUCCAGAGGCAGUUCCUGCGCGAGCUGGAGAGCAAGUACAACAAGGAGCAGCCCCACCUCAGUGAGAUUGGCUCCUGCUUCCUGUCCCAGGAGGAGGGCUUCUCCAUCUACUCUGAGUACUGUAACACCCACCCGACGGCCAGCGCCGAGCUCCACCGCCUCAUGAAGAUGGGCCGCUACAAGCACUUCUUCGAGGCCUGCCGGCUGCUGCAGCAGAUGAUCAACAUCUCCAUCGCUGGCUUCCUGCUCACGCCUGUCCAGAAGAUCUGCAAGUACCCGCUGCAGCUGGGCGAGCUGCUGAAAUACACCCCCGCGGACCACAGUGACUACGGCGGGGUGAGCAGUGCGUAUGGCGCCAUGAAGAACGUGGCCAGUCUGAUCAACGAGAGGAAGCGGAGGCUGGAGAGCAUCGACACCAUGGCCCAGUGGCAGGUCUCCAUCCUGCAUUGGGAGGGGGCCGACGUGCUGGAGCGCAGCUCGGAGCUGAUCCACUCGGGGGAGCUGACCCGCGUGGCCCUGCAGGGGGCGAAGAGCCAGCAGCGCUUCUUCUUCCUGUUUGACCACCAGCUGGUGUACUGCAAGAAGGACGUGCUGCGGCGCGACCUGCUGCACUACCGCGGCCGCCUGGACAUGGACCAGACGGAGGUCCAGGAGCUGGCGGACGGCCGCGACCCCGGCCUGGGCCUCACCCUGAGGAACGCCCUGCGCCUGCGCAACGCCUCCACCCUGGAGGGCCUGUGCAUCCUGUGCUGCCGCAAGCCCCAGGACAAGCAGCGCUGGCUGGACGCCUUCGCCCGCGAGAGGCACCGCGUGCAGGAGGACCAGGAGAUGGGCAUGGAGAUCAGUGAGGAACAGAGACAACUCGCUAUAUUCAACGCCAGGAAACUCAAACAAGGGAAGAUCAAAGCCAUUGGCUACUCCGGUUCGGUCCCGCCCCACCACCAAAGCCACCAGCAGAACCUCCACCCGCUCCACCAGCGUCACGUUACCGUACCGACCAGCGUGCCCCAGCAACCCGUGUUCUCAUUGGCCGAGCCCCCCAAGCGAAAGCCCGCCCACCUGUGGCACUCCAUCACACGGAGUACCCUCUUCAAGAAGUGAUCCCCCCGCCCUUCCUCAUCUCUGCCUCCUCAUCCUCGUCUGGGAGGCCCCUCCCCUAAACCGUCCACCAGUCACGAAGACCACUUUAUGUUGAUGAUCUUUUUAAAAGCUCCCUGUGAAUGUGUUAGUAUUUUAUUUAGCUCGUGCCUCGCUGGCCUUAACAACUCUGUUGUUCCAGUGCCUAAACAUCACUGAUUGCCUUCCCUGUUCCCUCUGUCUGCUGGGUUUGUCUGUCGUCUGUGGUCCUAAUUGUCGUUGUUCAAGAGAUUCCUCUGCCCUGUUGUGCGUUAAUGCUUGUGUAUUUAAACGUUAAUUGUGACAAACAAUGUAUAGUCCGCUUUUUAAAAGUCAAACUACUUUUCCUUGAUUUCAGAAGUAUGUAUGUGGCCUGGUUCGGUUGUGUUCGUCAGCACUGGACACAGCCCGGGCAGCCUGAGAGCUGAACCGGGCCCAGCCCAGCCUGUUAACACUGUAAAUAAACUGUGUACAAAAGUAUUCACUAGUGAUAAA
Gadus chalcogrammus (walleye pollock) is the source of this 3224-nucleotide messenger RNA. Its product is annotated as spermatogenesis-associated protein 13-like. The transcript has 12 exons. Gene Ontology annotation, molecular function: protein binding; guanyl-nucleotide exchange factor activity. NCBI's taxonomy places the organism in Eukaryota, Metazoa, Chordata, Actinopteri, Gadiformes, Gadidae. The record is from RefSeq and is a predicted model, not a curated record. The coding region runs from base 393 to 2714 and encodes 773 amino acids.